Messenger RNA from Eimeria mitis, 420 nucleotides. RefSeq lists its product as uncharacterized. Bases 1 to 420 code for a protein of 139 amino acids. Lineage: Eukaryota; Apicomplexa; Conoidasida; Eucoccidiorida; Eimeriidae. The transcript has 3 exons. The record is from RefSeq and is a predicted model, not a curated record.
AUGGAGCAGCUACAGGAUCAGCAACAGCAGCAGCAGCAGCAGCAGGACCGCCACUAUCACCAGUGCUGCUGCGUGCAGCAGCAGCAGCAGCAGCAACUCCCCCCACACAAGGAGCACAUCAACAGCAGCAGGGUCCUCACAGUCAAGUGCAGCAGCAAGCAGCUCAUCCAGCAGCAAUGGAGCAGCUACAGGAUCAGCAACAGCAGCAGCAGCAGCAGCAGCAGGACCACCACUACCACCAGCAGCAGCAGCAGCAGCAGCAGCACCAGCACUAGGAGCAGCAGCAGCAGCAGCAGCAAGCAUCAGCAGCACGCAGCAGAUCUACAGCAGCAGCAGCAGCAGGGGCUCCUCAUCGCCACCCUCAGCAGCAGCAGCAGCAGCAGCAGCAGCAGGUGGUUGGUUGCAGCAUGCGUAGCAUGA